Messenger RNA from Culex quinquefasciatus (southern house mosquito), 10130 nucleotides. It is a transcript of the gene HDAC4, whose product is annotated as histone deacetylase 4. Lineage: Eukaryota; Metazoa; Arthropoda; Insecta; Diptera; Culicidae. The transcript is spliced from 12 exons. Gene Ontology annotation, biological process: chromatin organization; negative regulation of transcription by RNA polymerase II. The record is from RefSeq and is a predicted model, not a curated record. Bases 913 to 4458 code for a protein of 1181 amino acids. Gene Ontology annotation, cellular component: histone deacetylase complex. Gene Ontology annotation, molecular function: histone deacetylase activity.
ACGCAAAAAAAUCAGAUUCUUCAGUCGAAGAUGCGAACAAGUUGCUCUCCUCCUCCGCGACGAUCGGUUCGGUCAGGUCGUGCCUCGCUAGUACUGGCAGCAGCACGGGGUUAGUUUAUUAUUAAAACCGCGUUUUAGUUCGUCGUGGAUCGCGGAAAUUCGUGGCGUAGUUCCGGGAGAGCUUUCCUCGCGGAGGAAUUCCGCGGAGCGAGAACCAGAUUCAGCAGCGGGAGUCUCUUGGAAGUUGAUUCCAACUGGCCUGGGAAAAGAAUUUCAUCGCAAAUUCUGAGCAAAGAUUGAAGAUUGAAGGAAGUCGGAACGGGAAACCUCAAGAAGAAAUAAAAUAAAAUAAAAAAAAAAACGGUGUGUCUUCAGGUGCCAUCGCGCUGCUCCGUCGGUCGUCGUCAUCACCGUAAUAAUUCGUCAUUGGAAUCUAAAAUUCAUCAUCGUCAUCAUCAUCAGCAGCAGCAGCGUAGCAGAAGGAAGAAUUUCUUGUUUACGAAGAAGAGUUUGAGUGAAAACAGGAGAAAAAAAUAAAUUUUAGGCUUCUUCUGAAGAAGAAAGAAAGAAAAAAACGGGUUUCAAGUGUAUGUUAAAUCAUUAUUAGUAGUGAAAAUAAGUUUAUAAAAUUGUUGAAAGAAUAGUGGCUAAAUUAUAAGUAUCGCUUGAAACAAGAAAGUAGCAAAGUGCCAGUGUGAAAAUUGUGUAAAAUUAAGGAAAAUCGUGAAAAGGAAACAGAAAAGUUUAGUGUCUAAAUUUCUAAGUGAAUAUGACCAGAAGCUGCUGCAAGCAGCAGCAUGAUUGAACCAUGCUGAAGGAAUUGACCGGAGAAAGUUUAUAAAAGGAUCAUCUCGUGUGAUCGUGUGCGUGCCUGCCACCAGCGCACCGGCGCAGCCUCGUCAUCAUUCCAGCAUGGACAGCUCCCGAGGGCACUUCCUGAAUCGGCACGAAAUGGCACGCGACUCGACAAUGGGACGGGACCGGAUUCUGGUGGUGCCCAGCACCGGGAUCGCGCUGGACACGCCCUCGACGUCCCAGCCCAGUGGUGGUGGUGGUGCGGCCGGGCCCGGUGGCGGUGGCGCCGCCGUCCCGUCCGACAUCAACCAGCAGAUACUGGAGGUGAGCCUGCUGCAACUUCGCAAGGAACAGGAAAUCCAGAAGCAGAAACUCUGGCAUGCCUUCCAGGAGAAGAACAAGGAGCUGGAGAUGCAGCACCGACAACAGUUGGAACACAAAUUUCAGCUAGCGCAAGCCUAUCACCACACUACUGGGUACGUCUUCCAGGAACUGCGCGACCAGCGGCUAGCCGAGGAGGCCGCCCAGCAGCGGGAACGGCGCGAACGGGAGGCGAUCAAGCGGAGCAAGGAAAAGCAGGACUUUAGCGCCAACGCCAGCUCCGAGGUCAAGCAGAAGCUUCAGACCUUCCUGAUACAGAAAAAGCAAGCGGCAGCCUCGAACGGAAUGAAUUCCCCCUCGUCCUAUCGAAAUUGGGGCGUGGUGAAAUCCUCCUCCGGUGAGUCCAUCCAGGCGGGGGCCGUCGCGGCCAGUUCGCACCCGUACAAAAUUCCGCCCCCGCCGCCGUCCGCCAUCGCCAAGUACGAGUCGGACUUUCCGCUGCGGAAAACCGCUUCCGAGUCGAACCUGCUGAAGAUCCGCAUCAAGCAGCGGGUCAUCGAGAAACGUGCCAUGACGGGGCCGGCGCUCGCCCGCCGCCAGGAACGGCUCCAGCAGGCGGCCCAGCGCCGACUCCAGAAGCAGCAGCAGCAGCAGCACCAGAGCCAGUCCCAGCACGGUUCCCAUCCCCAUCCGACGCACCCGCAGUUGUCCGCGCUGGCCGCCGCACAUUCCGCAAAUUGCGCCACCGGAGGAACGCCCGAUUCGGGUCCAAACUCACCGCCCGCCCUCGGAAGUCGCGGCUCCCCGUCCAACGCACCCAUCCAGGAGGAGAACGAAGACCCGCAGUACGGCCCCGGAGGUCGGUCCAGCAUCAACGACCUCUCACUCUUCAGUUCCCCCUCGAUGCCGAACAUUUCCCUCGGACGGCCACACCUUGCCGACAAUCCGCUGAUGGUACCGCUGAGACCGCCCCAUCCGCUGGUGGCCGCUGCCGGUCAGCAGCCACCACCACCCCCCUCCCACCACCAAUCUCAGCAGCAGCAGUUUGGGGCGGCCAUGUUGGAACAGCUUACGGAGCAGCAGCUGCAGGCGGCUGCUGCGGCGGCCGCAGCGGCUGCCGCCGCCAGUGGGCUGUCUAUCAACCCGGCCCACCAUCUGGCGGGAAUGCAUGCCGGAGUGCCGCCCCCGGUCCCCGUGUACGGUCAUCCCAUUACGGACGCCCAGGUGGCGCAAGCGCGGUUACACAAGCAGGGCCACCGGCCGCUGGGAAGGACGCAGUCGGCGCCGUUGCCGCUCGGGCAUCCGAUGCUGACGGGGGCGGCCGGGGUGAACAUCGGGCAGACGCACUACGAGAAUAGUGAUGCCGAACGCCAAGCGUACGAGCAGCACCUGCUGAUGAAGCAGAAGAUCCGCCAGACGGCGCUGAACCGCGCCAACUGCGUCCGCGAACCCCAGCUCAAGGAGGAGGUCGAAAGCGGCGAGGUGAUCGACCUCACGGACAAAAAGCAACCUCCGAAGACGACGGUCAUAACGGCGGCGGCGAGCACAACAACCACCGUCAACAACGGGCUGGGCAGCGUGAUCAAGAGUACGUCGCACACGUCGCUGCUGCAGCGGGAUCCCUCGGCCGAGAGUUUGCAGCAGCAGCAGCACGUGGAGUUUAUGCAGCAGCGGGAGCGGGAGUUGGCGUUGAUGCGGCACUCGAUGCAGCUGGGCAUGCUGGAGGAUCAGUACCAGAGGGCGGCGGCGGCGGGGAUUUUGAGGCCGUUGUCGCGGACGUCGUCGAGUCCGUUGGUGCAUUUGGGGGCGCCGGCGAGCAGUAAUCAUCCGAUGGCGACGGCGCUGUCGGACACCGGGCAGGACGAUAUUCCGCCGCCGGUGAACUUGACGGUGCAGAACAGGAGCCGGAGCAUGCUGAGUUACACGAACGAGGGGUUGACGAGUCCGGGGCCGUUGCAGUUGACGACUUCGUCGUCGGCGUCGGCGAUUCCGAUUCGGUUGGUGCAGCAGCAGAGUGGGAAGCCGACGACCGGGCUGGCGUUUGACAGUUUGAUGUUGAAGCACACUUGUGUUUGCGGGGACAACGCGGCCCAUCCGGAGCACAGCGGCAGGUUGCAGAGCGUUUGGGCGAGGUUGGUGGAGACGGGGCUAGCGUCGCGUUGCGACAAGCUGCGAUCGAGGAAGGCGACCCAGGAGGAACUUCAAACCGUGCAUACGGAGGCGCAUUCGCUGCUGUUCGGGACGAGUCAGCUGAACCGGCAGAAGGUGGACGCCAGCCGGGUCAGUUUUGUACGGUUGGCUUGCGGCGGAGUUGGGGUGGAUUUGGACACGACUUGGAACGAACACCACACGGCUGCCGCGGCUCGAAUGGCCGCCGGUUGCGUGAUAGACCUCGCGUACAAAGCAGCCAAGGCGGAAAUCCGGAACGGGUUCGCCGUGGUCCGUCCCCCGGGUCAUCACGCCGAACCGAACGCCGCCAUGGGCUUUUGCUUCUUCAACUCGAUCGCCAUCGCGGCCAAAGUGCUGCGCCAGCGACUUCCCUCCGACGUCCAGCGGGUUCUGAUCGUCGACUGGGACGUGCACCACGGCAACGGAACGCAGCAGGUCUUCUACGACGAUCCGAACGUGCUCUAUCUGUCCAUCCAUCGGCACGACGACGGCAACUUCUUCCCCGGAACGGGAGGUCCCACCGAGUGCGGGGCCGGCCCGGGCCUCGGUUUCAACGUCAACAUUGCCUGGUCCGGCGGGCUGAGCCCUCCGCUAGGCGAUGCCGAGUAUCUGGCCGCGUUCCGCACCGUUGUGAUGCCGAUUGCGCGCGAGUUCCAGCCGGAUCUGGUGCUCGUGUCGGCCGGGUUCGACGCGGCCUUUGGCCACCCGGCUCCGCUCGGCGGCUACAUGGUGUCGCCGGCCUGCUUCGGGUACCUGACGCGCGAGCUCAUGAAGCUGGCCGAGGGAAAGGUCGUCCUCGCCCUGGAAGGUGGCUACGAUCUGCCCGCCAUCUGCGACUCCGCCCAGGAGUGCGUGCGCGCCCUGCUCGGUGACGACCUUUCGCCAAUAGCCGCCACCGAACUGUCCCGCCCGCCCUGUCAGUCGGCGAUCGAAACGCUCCAGAAGACGAUCGCCAUCCAGAUGACGCACUGGCCCUGCGUCAAGCGGCUCGCCCACACCGUGGGCUUUUCGGCCAUGCAGGCCGUCAGUGGGCCGCUGAGCGGUUCGGGCGACCGGGAAGAGUCGGACACGGUGACGGCGAUGGCCGGGCUGUCGAUGCAGCCGCCGAAUCGAACAUCGGACAUCUCGCGCGAGGACUCUGAGGAGCCGAUGGACCAGGACGAGUCCAAGUAGGAAGCCAAGCCGGCUGACUAGAAUCAUCCCGCUUUUGGAACCUAAAGAUGGCACCUCACAAACUCUCUUGGGCACACGCGUUAAUGCCAGAGCCGGAGUUUUUUUUUGUUUUUGGACGAAGCAGAAGCAAAAAUUGACGCAAAAGAAAACAAAAUGUUACCUCGAUGUGAAGUAAGUGUAAUUUUACCUGUUAAAGAGAGGGAGAUGGGAGAGAGCAAACGCUGUGGGAAGCGUUGCGCGAGAGAGAGAAAGGAGGGUGGGAGAGUAUUUAAGGGAGCGUUACAGAGCUUAGAAAAGAUUUUUAAGAGAGAGCGCGAGAGUGGAAUCAAUUUGACAGUUUUUGGUUUGAGACCAUGAAAUGAAAAAAAAAGAACUCAAAAUCAGGGAAAACAAAUAUUGUGGUUGAAUUCGGAAACUAAGCUGUUGUACUAAUUGUUAUAAGGGGAAAUUUGGAGGGUUUGGGGAGGAAAGAGAGAGGGAGAGAGCACAUUUUUGAAGAGAGUCGACGACCUUUGGUCAAAUUUAAAAUUGUUUUAUUUUUGGCACAACAAAACUCAGAGUUGACAAACCACUCUGGGUGCAUUCGUAGAACAGAACUUGUAGUGAUAUCAUCGUAACAGAAAUAUAUUUCCGUUUUUUCGUUGGUUGUUCAUUGUUGGCUGUUGGGAAAUUUCAUCGUAUGGAAAUAGAGGGAAAUAUAUAUACAUAUUUGAAAAAAAUAUAUAAACUAAUCUGGAUGUGAAACGCAAAAUUUCGUUCAAAACAGAAAUCAUAAAGGUAAAAUACAGUUAAGAUUACAACAUUACAGAAAAAAGUACGUUUGUUUUACAAAAUGCAAAGAAAGCGGUAAUUACAAAGUAAUUUUUAUAGGAAACUAACAAACAAAAACGCUGACUUCUUAUAUACUUGUACUAAAAAAAACAACUUUUUCAAACACAGAUACAAUCUUUUAAAUCUUCUCAAACGCGUACGCACGGUGGAAACAUCUCGCAAACAAAACGUAUUCCUUCCAACGUAGUGCUAAAAAGUCGCACUUUUGUCACCACAAACCAUUUGGAGAAACACUUGUACUAAACAAAAAUCACGAAAGCAACCGUACUCUCUCAUCCCUAUCACACAAAAAAACGAAACAAAAAUCUGCUCAACCACACACACAAAACUUGCACGCUUGCUCCUUUUUCUAGAAAGCUAAAAAAAGUUGUACUAAAAUUUUAGUACAAGUUUGAAUUGUACUAAAUUUCAGAACAAAUCAAAUUGUUUUAAUUUUUAUGAAUUACAACCUGUACUAAAAAAUUAGUACAAAAAAGUUGUACUAAAAAAUUAGUACACCCCCCUAAAAUCAGCCCAAACGAAUACCAAGUAAAAUAGCGAAUAAAUGCAACACGAACACACUCAAGAAUUACAACAAGAUUUAUAACUGCUGCCAUAAAACAAUAAAACUAGAGAGAGAGCGAGAGAAAAAAUAACCUAGCGAGAGAUAACCUUUUAAAUCCACGUAAACAAACAGCCUGCUGCGAGUGUUUUUUGGUUUUGGUUCUCUUUUUCCGUUUUUCCUUGUGCUAAUGUGUGUAGCAAAAUUGAUUGCGACUUUCGCAAAAAAAGAAAAAAAAAAUACAGAGAUAAUAUUUAUACUAGUGACAAAAAUCGCGAAAAAAAGAGUACAUUUUUAAAAAACAGUUUAUCUUUAAUAAGUGUUGAGUGACCUUAAUGUAUACCAACGAAAAGAGAGUAAAACCAUUUAAUACAGAUUGCAAACAGAUAUAAAGUAUAAAGUUUAAAAAAACGUACAUUUCAAAAAACAAAAUAAAAACUUAAAGCUUUCAGAACAAAGUACUAAAAAAAGGGUAACGAUGCGAUAGGUAGCAAAUUUGAGCGUUUAACACACACACUAUUUAAAGAGGGUCGCUGGAAAAAAAUAUUUUACAAAUCACACUUGAAGCUUACCGAACGCUAUCCACUUGCUGUUUCUCGUCCAUUUUGGUUGUACUAAAAAAAAGUAACACAACACAUAACACACUCAUAGCCGAAACAAACGCCGUCGCUUUUGGGCUGUACUAAACGCUGAGUUUUGUACUAAAAUCAGCGACACAGAGAGGACGUUUAGUUCCCGUUUUUUACCCACAACUGUGCUGUAACUUUUUGUACUAAAAUCGGCUGUUCCGACCGAACCGGGUCCGGAAACUCCGCACCAUAGUUUGUAGUUCAAGUAUAUAUCUCUAUAUUGGUCAAAGUGCUGGUCACUUUGUCUUUGUUUUUUUUUUAUUUCUUGGAAAUAACACACACUAAUACACACACACAAUUGUACACAAACAGAAUUAAACAGAAAAAUGGGAGAAAAGCCGACUUGGUCGAUGUGAUAUUGUUUCUCAAAUAAAAUUAAAAAAUGCAUUUUUCUAACCCCUUCCCCGUCCUCUUUCCCGCUUUUCCCAAUUGUUAUUGUUUUGUUAUUUUGCCACCACGCCUCUACUAGCCAGUGAAAAAUUAAGUACAUUGAACUAAAAUUUUAGUACAAUGACUACUGCUCAAAAUUGAGCUUUUGACAGUUGGUGAAUUUUCAUAAUUGCAUGGGCAGAUUGCCAACUUGUACUAAAUUUGUAUACACGACACUGAAGUUUAGUACAAUGACGUUAUUAAAAAUUAACAGUUGCAAAAUUGUACUAAAUUGGAGAACAAUUUUCCAAAAUUUAGUACAAUUUAGUACAUUAACAUGGACUCAAAAUUGAACAUUUGACAGAUGAUGAAUUUUCGUAAUUGCCCGGGCAUUCACUGUACUAAAGUUUAGUAAUGUGACGUUGACUCAAAAUUCAACAGGUUAUUGCCAAUAUGUACUAAAUUGGAGAACAAUGUUCUAAAAUUUAGAGCAAUUUAUUUUAGUUAAAGUACGUUGAAUUAAAAUUUUAGUACAACGACCAAGACUCAACAUUGUGCUUUUGGUAGUAUAUUCAUGGGCAGAUUGCAAACUUGUUCUAAAUUUUAUACAUUGCACUCAAGUUUAGUACAGUUAUUUUGACUCAAGAUUUACCGAUUAUUGUAAUAUUGUUCUAAAUUGGAGAAAAAUGUUUUAAAUUUUUAGUACAAUUUGUUUGAGUUCAGGUACAUUGAAUUGUAGUACAAUGACUUCAACUCGAAAUUGAGCCUUAGACAGUUGAUAAGUUUUUGUAAAUGCAUCGGCAGAUUGCUGCCAACUUGUACUAAAUGUUAGUACACUCUUCUUAAGUUGAGUAUAUUUUUUAAAUGCCAAUAUGUACAUUGUACUAAAAAUUUAGUAUGAAGACGUCGACGUCCGUUGGUAAAUUUACGUAAUGCGUAACAAUUCAACUCAACUGAAAGUAUAUUUACGAUGAACCAAAGUUAAGUAACUCAUAUUUGACAAUUGGUUAAUUUUAGUGAAUGCUUACGCAGAUUAUUGUCAACAUUUACUUAAGACGGCACUGUAUUACAGUUUAGUACAAUCCUUCUUUUUCUAUACACCAACUUGUACCUAUUUUUAUAAUUUCUCCUAAAUUUUAGAACAAUGUACUAAAUUUUAAUUCAGGCGUUUAAUUUAUUCUUUUUCUGACAGUUGGUGCAUUUUCUUAAAUUCGCAGAUAAUCGACAACAUGUACUGAAUUUAAAAAAAAAACAGUGUUCCGUUCAGUUAAAUAUUUAAAAAAUCAAAUCAAUUUACUGAAAUUUUAGUACAAUGCUUUGACUCAAAAUAGAUUAACCUAAAUUUACCUAUUUUUUGACAAUUGGUGAUUUGAAGUUUAGUGCAAUGUUCUAAAUGUUCAGUACAAUAUUAUAAAAGUUUAGAACAUUAUUCUAAAAGUUUAGUACAAUGUUCUAAAAGUUUAGUAUAAGGUACUAAAAGUCUAGUGAAAUGUACUGAAAGUAUUAAACUUUUAGUACAACAGCGCCGACUCAAAAUUGAGCAAGUUUGUAAAUUUUUUUGACUGUUGGCUAUUUUUUUAACACGUGCUCACGAAUCAUUGCAAAUUUCGUAACGCGAAAAAAGCGCAGACUCGAUGCGUGACGUAAUUUACGAACCAGCCUCCAGCUUUGUUUACUUUGUGAUAAUUUUUGACAACUCACCUCCGGCAACGCUCUGAAAAAAAAAACACAAAUUGAAACAAAAACUAGUGAAAUACGCUUUUGUUGUACUAAAAAUGAAAGCGAAAAAAUGGAAUAACCUCAGCAGAAUCGACUCACGAAUGAAAUGACAAAUGGAAAAUAAGAAACGAGAGAGAGAGAGAGAGAGAGAGAGAGAGAGAGAGAGAGAGAGAGAGAGAGAGAGAGAGAAAAGUUACAUGAAUGAACCAAGCAAAAAAAAUAAAUAAUGAAGUAAAACUGAAACAUUCCUCUUUUAAAGAAAGUUUAAGAAAAGUUAAUUUAUGUUUAACACAAAAACACACGCAAAGAAAUGCAUUAAAAAUGGCCGCGCGCGAAUCGUUGUGAGAGAGUGAGAGUGUGAGCGAGCGAGUGAGAGAGUGAGUGAGUUGAAACUCCCACUUUAGUUAAUUAUGGUUUAGCGUGCUAAGGAAACGACGACGAGUUGUACAUAGUUUAGAACACUAGCUUUCCUUCUUGUGUAAUAGUUUAUGGACGGCCCCCGUUUCUAUUUUUAUGCCUAUUAUGUCUUAAAUUAUCCCACUUUUUUGUUAGAUAAAAGCAGUUCUCCCUGUAAAACGUUUAAUUUUAUGCAACUGUUGCUGUUUUAUUUGUUUGUACUAAAAAAAAAAGAGAAAGAAUAUAAAAUGCGAUAGAAUUUAUUACGUUUUUCAACGAAUACCUUGUGUGCAAACAGAUUGAAGCAGAACACACAAAUACGCGUACACACAGAGACAACAACACAGACACGUGAAAACGAAUAGCUAGUUCAAUUUAACAAAAAAAAGAAGAAGUUAAUAGAAAGAGAGUGUUAUUACUCUUUUGAUCGAGUGCAAAUGGAGAGCUGGGCUAGAGAAAGUAUAUUUAAAAAGAGAGAAAAUACAGAAAAAUUUAGAAAGCAACUAGUUAGCUAAGUUAAAAAUGAGAAAAACUAAAAACAAAACAGUUUUGAACUAUUUGAAAACAGAGAAAUAUAAAAAAAUUAACAAACUAAUCAACGAUUCAUUUCAAAAAUGAAAAAUUUAAGGUUAAAAGAGAAAAAGUAAUCUAUUUUUGGAUGCGACACGUAAAAAUAAAUAAAUUUAAACUAAAACCCAUUUGUUCCGCAAAAGGAAACGAUACUUCUCUCUGCAAGAAAACAAACAAAAGAGACGCCGCCAUCUUUCAUCUCAUGUAGUUUAAAAAAACACACACACAAACAAAUCUUUGACCGGUUCAAACAAACGUUAAAGCACAACAUAACCAACAAAAUAAGCAGACAAAUCUUAACAAAUUGAUACAAUCUGGAAACUGGGCAGAAUCAGACGCCGAGAGGAAGGCGGAGAGAAGUGGGGGUUAAAAGUUUCUGAGUUUUUUUUUCUUGGGUAAGAGAAAGAGAGAGGCAAGUUGGGAAAUCUUUAAGACUAAGUCUGUACUUUGAAUUUGUGAAAUUCACUUAGUGGUGAGAAGCAAACGGGAGAGAAAAUUUAUUAUGGGAAACAGUUGGUGAAAAAAAAGAAAGAAAAAGAAAACAAAUACUGACCGUCAAAUCGUUGUUUAAAAAACAGAAAGAGAGAAAAAAAACUAUAACAAAAAAGAGAAAACAA